Cydia amplana is the source of this 976-nucleotide messenger RNA. RefSeq names its product 23 kDa integral membrane protein-like. The coding region runs from base 94 to 858 and encodes 254 amino acids. Gene Ontology annotation, cellular component: plasma membrane. The record is from RefSeq and is a predicted model, not a curated record. The transcript has 5 exons. Lineage: Eukaryota; Metazoa; Arthropoda; Insecta; Lepidoptera; Tortricidae.
AGAUGAUCGAUACGAUGUCCAUACGCCUCACUUCCUUUGGUCUCGUCCUAAGCUUCGGACAUCGGUCACUUAGGCCUCUCGGCCUCCGCCAACAUGAAGCCCCGCAGCAUACGCUGCAUGAAGUUUUUCCUCACAUUAUUCAAUAUAAUAUGUAUUCUUUUCGGUCUCAUCUUAAUGGCGAUCUGCGUGAUGAACAUGCGUGAACGCAAGAGCCGCCCCGACGAGCAGGCAGCCUUGUCCCGAGGAGUGCUGUCUUUCCUUCUGACCCUGGGCUUGUGUCUCGUCGUUACUGCGGUGCUGGGCUGUAUUGGAGCCCUUCGGGAGCAUGUGAAGAUAUUAUACGUGCAUGCCUGCUUCUUCAUAUUCCUCGUAUCAGUGGAGGUUGUAGUUGGGGUGGGGGCAGCCGUGCUCAGUGCCUGGGUGGGAGGGGGCAGCGAGAUGCGCAUACAGUUCUACCGCAACUCCACGAUCGAUGAUGAAGUUGUCAGCCAUCGGAAUUAUUGGGAUAACUUGCAGUCAGAGAAUCAAUGCUGCGGUGUCGACGGCCCUCAAGACUACGCCAUCAUCCACCGUGACAUCCCACCUUCUUGCUGCGCCCGCGCUCAUGGUCUUCGAGAAGGUGGUGCUCGAAGACACCUUCAUGCUACCUGCUUGACUGAUCGGAGUUACUAUACAAGGGGAUGUGAGGAGGCGAUGCGACAGAAGAAGGCCUUGAAAGGAAACAUCUUCAUUACUACUGGAGUUGUAUUUGCUUUGCUAGAGAUACUCUGCAUCAUAUUGGCGCUGUGGAUGGCUAGAACAAUACGAGUGGAACGUCGAAAGCUUCAGCAAAAUCUACAAGCACAUUUCGAAAACUAACAAUAAGCAUCGUAUUAGCAUAAGUAAAUGUUUUGAGAACACUAUUAUAUUUGAGAAGUCAUUUUUAUGUAAAAUUGUGUACGAUUGAGAAUUCACUAACACUUUUGUAUUAAUAAAA